This is a messenger RNA of Biomphalaria glabrata, 2175 nucleotides long. RefSeq names its product carotenoid isomerooxygenase-like. Gene Ontology annotation, molecular function: beta-carotene 15,15'-dioxygenase activity; carotenoid dioxygenase activity. Bases 291 to 1916 code for a protein of 541 amino acids. Gene Ontology annotation, biological process: carotene catabolic process; retinal metabolic process. The transcript has 11 exons. The record is from RefSeq and is a predicted model, not a curated record. Lineage: Eukaryota; Metazoa; Mollusca; Gastropoda; Planorbidae.
AACUAACGAGAGAUGAGAUGACAAGUCACAUUUGGUGUUAGGACCUAGAUAUCACGUGAUUAACGUCUUGAGGAGACUCAGUUUCUGGGACACAAAGGAUAUACAAAACUCGUUUUUGAACUUGAGUGUUGAAACAAUUCUUGCUGUAGUUGUAUUGACGAAACAAAUAUUUUUAUAUUAAAUUAAACCAAUUUAGGUCUUUUUCUAAAAGUACUUCCCCUGCCGUUAGUAGCCUAAUUGUCUCCCAUACCAUCAAAUCUGUGACAUAAUUGGCGAUGAUCUAAGAAGACAUGGAAGCGGUGACAGGUAGGACGCCUCAAUGGAUGACACUUGAUGUGGUCACCGCUGACACCAAUGGCGAUCUGCCGACUGAAAUUGUAGGAUGUAUUCCAGCCUGGUUAUCUGGCUGUCUCUUCAGGAAUGGUGCCGGUCUAUACAAAGUCAAUGGCACGAACAUUCGUCACUUCUUCGAUGGUUUCUCGGUCAUUCAUAAAUUCAAUGUUCGAGAUGGCCAGGUAACUUACCGGUCAUCUCUGCUGGACACUAACACAGUUGCCGAAGCUAUGGGUAUAAAGAGGCUGGUGCCAACCAAGAGUGGGCCUAAGUCUAUCCCAGAUCCAUGCAAGAGCGUCUUCAAAGGGUCGCAGACUUACUUCGCGGAGCUUCCACCGGAGAGGACAGAUAACACUUCAGUCAGUGUUGUCGAGUUUGCAGAUGCCUUGUACGCGCUGACAGAAACAGCAACAAUGAACAAGAUAGACAGAGACUCUCUCAAGAGAACAGAAAUGAUUGAUCUGAGUAAGAUCGUGUCUAUUCACACGGGAACAGCACAUCCUCACUUCAAUCCAAACGGAGAUAUGUUCACGUAUGGCACAAGUUUUGAUUACAGGCAGGCAUUUAACAUUGUGAAGAUUCCUCGUCAUUUAGAAGGCAGCAAUGUCCAGUCAAUGUCCGACGCUGAAAUACUUGCCAGUGUCCCCAGUCGCUGGCAGAACUACAUCGCUUACAAUCACAGUUUUGGAAUGAGUGACCGCUACUUUGUCCUUCUUGACCAGCCGGUGACAUUCAACACCAAAAAAUUUCAGAUAUCCCAUGUGGACAUGCAAGGAGUAGCUGGGACAUUGGUGGUGAAGAAAGGAGAAUCGCUACAGUUUCAUGUGAUAGACCGACAGACCAGCAGACGACUUCCCUACACGUACGAAACAACAUCGUCGUUCGUGUUCCAUUUCAUCAACUGUUUUGAGGAAGAUGGAUUCCUGGUGGUGGAUCUGGUGCUCUACCACAAGGUGGACGCCAUCUUGGAUCUGUAUCUUGAGAGCUUGAGAAAGACGGACUUCGUGAUUCCAGACGCUGGGUCUUUCGCUCGGUUUGUACUUCCGCUAAACUUAGAAAAUGCUCCAUGUGACAUAAAUCUCGUGGGACUGUGCCGCACAAAAGCCACUGCUGUCAUUGAUUACGACAACCCUAAAGUUGUGUCCUUGACCCCUGACUAUCUUAGACCAGAGAAAAUCGUCCUGGAAUUACCUCGUAUCAACUAUCAGAAAUAUGCCGGCAAGAAAUACAGAUUUGUUUAUGGUUCAUCUGUUUUCAGUGAUUGUUACAGGCUUGUCAAGGUGGAUCUGGAAGAGAAGACUUACAAAGAAUGGAAACAAACUCAAUACUAUUAUCCUGGAGAACCCAUCUUUGUACCCGCUCCCGAUGCCGUGGAUGAGGACGAUGGUGUUGUGAUGUCUCCAGUCCUAUGUGAAACCCUCGAAGAGCCUUCCUUCUUGCUGAUACUGGAUGCCAAGUCCUUCACGGAACUGGCACGAGCUUACAUUCCACGCGAUGUUAAAAUGUCCAUGACCUUUCACGGCACGUUCAGCGACGACACAAAAAGUAGGAACUUGUUUACAAGUGUAGACAUCCAUUUGUAAUUCACGAGCAUCUACUUGACUGUGUGUGUGUAUGUAUUUGAAUGUAUAGUUGUAUUUGUGUGUGUAAGUAUUUGAAUAAAUAUUUGUAUUUGUGUGUGUAAGUAUUUUAAUAAAUAUUUGUACUUGUGUGUGUUAUUUUUUAAAUCCUUAAUGUGUUGUUAUAUUUACAAUAUUGAUCACCAUAAUUACAUUAGCUUAUUAAGAAAUUAGAGACAAAACCUCAGAAAGUAGGCCAAAGGGAGAUAGUAGACUUACUCUA